AUGGGAGCUUCUCAUUCUCAGCCUCACCAUUCCUACAACACAUCUGAUGUCAAAUUGGGUUUCCACGAGCGAAGCCUCUCUGCUGCUGGUGCUGCAGUGCUCUCGGCAGUCCUUGUCAACCCACUAGAUGUUGUCAAGGCAUUUGUUUUAAUCUUUUGAAAUUUUCAAUUUUGUAAAUGAUUUUCUUUUGAUUUUGUGAUAUAUGCCCAUUUGUAUAUUCAAGUUAUUCUUUUCUUUAUAUUGUUAUUUAUCUAUUUUGUAAUGUUUUCUGUGUGUUUGUUGGGGAUUUAUGCUUGGUGUUUUACAUACUGUAGGUUUGCUGGUUGCUCUUUUGUGUUUCUUCUUUUGUCCAUAGAUACAAUGCUGUUGUAUUAUUUGCUAAGUGGUAUUUCUAUUAAUUCAUAGUGUAUGCCUCUGUUUUCUCUAAACAAUUUAGUUUUUAUGAUUUUAAUCUAAUUGUAAUCAAUGGAAAAGUAUAAUGUAUUCUCUGUGUCUUCAUCUUCUAUUGUGUUUCCUUCAUUCCUGUAAUGGAAUAUAGCUGAACUUGUUUUUGUGUUGAUUCUUUGGGCACCAUUUUAAUAAAUUCUUCAUGGUACAAGUAUGAUGGUUUUUUCCUGUUAUCUUUAAAUACUAAGAUGUAUAUUAAAUUUGAUUUUUAACUUGGAUUGAGAUGGUCAUGGCAAGGGAAGACAUCAUGGUAGGUCAUUUUGGGGUUGAGAAUUUUGUUCAUUGUUGCUUUCUCUUUCUGGAGUUCAUGGGUGUUUCCCAAGACUCUAGUGGACAUGCUGGGUGAUUGAUGAGUAAAAGAGUUUGUGAAAGAAUAUAGAAAGAGUGGUCAAUGGUCAUGCUCUAUCUCAUGUGGUGCAUAUGAAAGAACUCAGUCGUUCCAUUGAUGGGGAGGAGAAAUUGACUCUAGCUAGAUUUAUAUUUUGUUGUACAGGUGGGCACUCGAUAGGGGAACCCCUCCUGGGGCAGUUUUUUAGAUUUUACUGGAAAUUUUAGUUCUCUGUCUUUUGCUUGAGCUUCUGGAUACCCAUGUGUACUUGGUUUGCGACCUAAGUAGCAAAGACAGAUACGGCAAAUCCUAAAAAAAGUAGAACAAGGACACAGUGUUGACAUGGCUAUUUAUAAAUACGAGGUUGCAAGCACAAGCUGCUGGAGUUUCUCACUCACAUCCACUAAGUAACAUUAUAAGUCGCAUGGCGUUUUCUGGACCAAAUAUGAUGUUUGCUGAUCUAAGGUGUUCUCCAUCGUGCACACGAGCUGGGCUUCAAGGUACCGUAGUAAUUUGUCCUCCUGAUUGUUUCCAGUACAGGGGAACACUAGAUGUCUUCUACAAAAUCAUUAGACAGGAAGGAUUUGCGAGGCUAUGGAGAGGCACCAAUGCAGGACUUGCACUGGCUAUACCAACUGUAGGGAUCUAUCUGCCAUGCUAUGACAUUUUCCGCGACAAGUUAGAGGAAUACACAACCCAAAAUGCUCCAGGCUUGACACCCUAUGCCCCUCUAGUGGCAGGCUCAAUGGCACGCUCAUUAGCUUGCACUUCCUGCUACCCUAUUGAACUUGCUAGAACCCGCAUGCAGGCAUUUAAGGAGAUCCAUAGUGGUAAGAAGCCUCCUGGAAUAUGGAAGACUUUGGUUGAGGUCACCUCUCAUGUCAAGAGCACAAACAACCUUCAGAACAUCUUGCAAAACUACCGCGUCCUAUGGACUGGCCUUGGGGCACAGCUUGCUCGUGAUGUACCUUUCUCUGCAAUCUGUUGGUCGACUCUUGAACCUAUCAGGAGAAGACUUCUUAGUCUGGUAGGUGAGGAUUCCAAAGCAGCCAGUGUCCUUGGGGCAAAUUUCUCUGCUGGUUUUGUUGCAGGAAGUCUUGCUGCUGCUGCUACGUGUCCACUAGAUGUUGCAAAAACCCGGAGGCAGAUAGAGAAGGAUCCUGCCAGGGCAUUAAGGAUGACGACAAGGCAAACACUAAUGGAGAUCUGGAGGGACGGCGGGAUGAGGGGACUGUUUACAGGUGUUGGUCCUCGUGUUGGUCGGGCAGGCCCUUCCGUUGGGAUUGUGGUUUCAUUCUAUGAAGUUGUAAAGUAUGUUCUACAUCAUCAAUAUGCAACCUGAUGAAAAGGUUGGUGGGGAGAGCUGCUGUUCCCCCAAAAGUUGAUUCUUUUCUGAAUUUUGUUGCUCAUUCAUAGAAGGCUGGCAGUAUUCGCUGACUUAGCAAAGGAACUUGUUUCAAAGAAAAUUUAGUAGCUUUUAUGUGGAUAUUAUAGCAUGCAGACGAGCAGUUUUGUUCACGGUAGAUGCUCUUCUGAAGGCCUGCCAAUGCAGGAAAUAAUUUUUUUCUCCCAAUUUAGGCUGUUAAGUUAUUACUUCUCAUGUUGAGAAGAAAUUUUGUAACAUUUGGUCUUUUAGUAAGCAAUUUUUUCUGAGUUGAUCUCAGUUAAAGUUA
Cornus florida is the source of this 2448-nucleotide messenger RNA. Its product is annotated as mitochondrial carrier protein MTM1-like. Gene Ontology annotation, biological process: mitochondrial transmembrane transport. The record is from RefSeq and is a predicted model, not a curated record. The transcript is spliced from 10 exons. Lineage: Eukaryota; Viridiplantae; Streptophyta; Magnoliopsida; Cornales; Cornaceae. The coding region runs from base 1200 to 2117 and encodes 305 amino acids.